Venustampulla echinocandica is the source of this 684-nucleotide messenger RNA. Its product is annotated as ATPase. Gene Ontology annotation, molecular function: proton-transporting ATPase activity, rotational mechanism. NCBI's taxonomy places the organism in Eukaryota, Fungi, Ascomycota, Leotiomycetes, Helotiales, Pleuroascaceae. The record is from RefSeq and is a predicted model, not a curated record. The coding region runs from base 1 to 684 and encodes 227 amino acids. Gene Ontology annotation, biological process: vacuolar acidification. The transcript has 8 exons. Gene Ontology annotation, cellular component: vacuolar proton-transporting V-type ATPase complex; fungal-type vacuole membrane.
AUGUCAGGAGCCGGGAAUCGAGAGGCGGUUUUCCCAACCCGCCAGUCGCUUGGGCUGAUGAAAGCGAAGCUCAAGGGAGCUCAGACUGGUCAUGAUCUGCUGAAGAGAAAGAGUGAAGCACUUACCAAACGAUUCCGAGAAAUUACGAGACGGAUUGACGAGGCGAAACGCAAGAUGGGCAGAGUCAUGCAGAUUGCAGCAUUCUCGCUGGCAGAAGUCACAUAUGCGGUUGGAGGAAACAUUGGCUACCAAGUCCAGGAAUCCGCAAAAUCGGCCCGCUUUCGAAUACGGACGAAGCAAGAGAAUGUGUCUGGUGUUUUCUUACCAGCAUUCGAAAGCUAUACCACAGAGGGGAACAGCGACUUUGGCUUAACAGGUCUAGGAAAGGGCGGGCAACAGGUCCAGAGAUGCCGAGAGACAUAUGCUAGGGCUGUGGAAACGUUGGUCGAACUUGCGAGUUUACAGACUGCGUUCGUUAUUUUGGACGAGGUUAUUAAGGUCGUUAACAGGAGAGUAAAUGCCAUCGAGCAUGUUCAAAACAAGAAGCAAAGAGAUACUGCAGCACAGGAUGUGGAGAUGAAGUUAAGGAGAGAAGCAGCGGAGAAGGCAGGCGAUGACAAGGAGAAUGAAACUAGUGGCGGGGAUCUACUAGGUGACGAGGAAGAUGCAGAUGUUAUUUUUUAA